Molecule: messenger RNA, 1422 nt
Organism: Diplodia corticola
Lineage: Eukaryota; Fungi; Ascomycota; Dothideomycetes; Botryosphaeriales; Botryosphaeriaceae
Product: gpi-anchor transamidase precursor
Exons: 3
Coding region: 1-1422 (473 amino acids)
Biological process (GO): attachment of GPI anchor to protein; protein localization to cell surface; proteolysis
Cellular component (GO): GPI-anchor transamidase complex
Molecular function (GO): GPI-anchor transamidase activity
Source: RefSeq, a predicted model, not a curated record
AUGCGUGGAAAGGUUGCCUAUUGCGUGGAGACUUUAGCAGAUGUUUCGGCCGCUUUUCCAGGUAGCACUCCCACGCAAAGAACAGACGAAACAGGCAUUCGUGCAAAUGUCUUGGCGCGUCGGUGGUCACCUCAGACAGGAGCUCCCGGUCACCAGCACCACCCGACCACCCGACCGGCCACACUCCUCUCUUCCAAGCUCCAUGGCACCAUACCCUGCCGGCUGAACUUCCAUCUCGACGCCAUGCGAUUCCUCGGUGCUGCGCAGCUCCUGUUUGGGCUGUGCCUUCUGGGUGCGCUCAGCGCGGCAGAGCACACAUCCAACUGGGCCGUCUUGGUCUCGACAUCACGCUUCUGGUUCAACUACCGCCACCUCGCCAAUGUACUCUCUCUAUACCGUACCGUCAAGCGCCUUGGAAUCCCCGAUUCGCAGAUCAUCCUCAUGCUUCCCGACGACAUGGCCUGCAACCCGCGCAACGCCUUCCCCGGCACCGUCUACAACAAUGCAGACCGCGGGCUGGAUUUGUACGGUGACAACAUAGAGGUCGACUACCGCGGAUACGAAGUGACGGUGGAAAGCUUCAUCCGCCUCAUGACGGACCGUGUUGGCGAGGACAUGCCACGGAGCAAGCGCCUCUUGACCGACGACCGAAGCAAUAUCCUGGUCUACAUGACCGGUCAUGGUGGCAAUGAGUUUCUGAAAUUCCAAGACGCCGAGGAGAUCAGCGCGUUCGAUCUUGCAGACGCUUUUGAGCAGAUGUGGGAGAAGAAGCGCUACCAUGAGAUGCUUUUCAUGAUUGACACGUGCCAGGCCAACACCAUGUACAGCAAAUUCUACUCGCCCAACAUCAUCGCUACCGGUUCGUCCGAGAUCGACCAGUCGUCAUAUUCGCACCACGCAGACAACGACGUCGGCGUGGCCGUUAUCGACCGCUACACCUACUACAACCUUGAGUUCCUCGAGUCCCAAGUCAAGGAUCCGUCAUCCAAGUUGACUCUUGGCGACCUUUUCGACAGCUACGACGAGGCUAAGAUUCACAGCCACCCUGGUAUUAGAUACGAUCUCUUCCACGGCGGAGAGAAGGCAGCUCGGGACAGGCUGGUCAUGGAUUUCUUCGGGAACGUACAAAAUGUGGAGGUUGAAGGCGUGGGACGCAACGUAUCAAAGCUUGAAGAAGAACUGGAGUAUCUGAGUAGGUUGAUCGAAGCUGCAAAGCAAGAGGCCAACGAAACCGAAAUGGCUGCGGCGUACGGUGCAGGCGUCGACAAGAACGAGGCAGCUGUACAGCCAAAGGCCACGAAGAAGUUCGAAGGGGCAGCUAAGGUCCAGCGAGAUGACGGAUGGGGCAAACAAAUCAUCGGACUCUCGGCAGUGUUGGGCAUUGCCGGCGUUUGGGCAGCCGGAUCAUGGCUUGAGUCUUGA